AUGGAGAAUCUCAACAUGGAAGAAGCAGGUGGGAAAAACAGCCUGGAGACAGAAGGCGGAGCCUACAGGCUGGGCGUGGAGGGGGAAGCUUGGACGGUGCCCAAGCUACUGAGGUCCAGGCAGCUGAAGAGUGUGGUUAGCAAGAAGAACAAAGAUGCGCAGAUGAGGGCAGCAAUUAACCAAAAGCUGAUAGAAACUGGAGAAAGAGAAUGCCUCAAAAAGUUGCUGAGAGCUAAAUUAAUUGAAUGUGGCUGGAAGCAUCAGUUGAAGGCACACUGUAAAGAGGUAAUUAAAGAAAAAGGACUAGAACACGUUACUGUUGAUGACUUGGUGGCUGAAGUCACACCAAAAGGCAGAGCCCUGGUACCUGACAGUGUAAAGAAGGAGCUCCUACAAAGAAAAAGAACAUUCCUUGCUCAGCAUGCCAGCCUUUAAGAUUGAAUUAUAUUGUGUUGUUCUGUGGUUUUAUUUCUGAAAGUAAAACUUGCCAUAAAUUAGGAAUCG
Physeter macrocephalus (sperm whale) is the source of this 504-nucleotide messenger RNA. Its product is annotated as transcription and mRNA export factor ENY2-like. Gene Ontology annotation, cellular component: DUBm complex; SAGA complex; nuclear pore. The record is from RefSeq and is a predicted model, not a curated record. Gene Ontology annotation, biological process: regulation of transcription by RNA polymerase II; positive regulation of DNA-templated transcription; poly(A)+ mRNA export from nucleus. Gene Ontology annotation, molecular function: transcription coactivator activity; chromatin binding. NCBI's taxonomy places the organism in Eukaryota, Metazoa, Chordata, Mammalia, Artiodactyla, Physeteridae. The coding region runs from base 1 to 435 and encodes 144 amino acids. The transcript has 2 exons.